This is a messenger RNA of Amaranthus tricolor (Joseph's coat), 643 nucleotides long. RefSeq lists its product as uncharacterized. The record is from RefSeq and is a predicted model, not a curated record. The transcript has 3 exons. NCBI's taxonomy places the organism in Eukaryota, Viridiplantae, Streptophyta, Magnoliopsida, Caryophyllales, Amaranthaceae. Bases 151 to 327 code for a protein of 58 amino acids.
ACUUGUUUUAUUUCAAUCCACCCACCAUUUCUCUUACCAUUUCCAUCCCCAAAAAACACAAACUAGGGCUUUACUUCUCCCUGCAAUUUCUCUCUCCAUCCAAGAUCUUCAAUUUUAUAUCAUUUCAUCUAUAGAUCGAAAGAAGCUUCAAUGGCGCCUGCACUUCCUCAGUUCUACGGUGGAACCAGCACUCUCGCAUUGGUAGCUCGUGUUUCUGCUUUCACCGCUGGAGUUUUAUACGGUAACAUGAAGCUCAAAGUUCUCAAGAUCAAGGCCAAUUCUCAGAAGAAAGCAGAAGCCAAGGAUGCAGCCAAGGCAAGUCACUAAUUGUGCGGAAGAUGAUAACUGGGGGAGGGCGCAUAAACAAGCUCUUUGAUUUUCAGUUCAAUUGAAGGCUUUUGUAGAAUCCAAUAUUCAUAGUUGUCCAUGUUCUUAUUUACAAAUUUUUGUGGCUCAAUGACCAUCAACAUAAUGACAACAAAUUUGUUUUAGUUGCUCGCAAAAAUAUCAUCUUGUAUGAUGAUUUAUCUUUGAUUAAAUGUUAAAUAACAGUUUUUGCAUUGAGCUUUUUGCUGGCCGGCAUUCAUCGAGUUUUCGAGACUAAUAAGUAAUAACAAUGGUGUUUUACGAUCUUUCAUGUCAA